Messenger RNA from Etheostoma spectabile (orangethroat darter), 8071 nucleotides. It is a transcript of the gene pcnx1, whose product is annotated as pecanex 1. Gene Ontology annotation, cellular component: membrane. The record is from RefSeq and is a predicted model, not a curated record. NCBI's taxonomy places the organism in Eukaryota, Metazoa, Chordata, Actinopteri, Perciformes, Percidae.
UAGCUGCUUUCAUGGCUACUAUCGGCUACCAUGUUCGGAUGCCACGAAGAAGAAGUUUCUCGCAGGGCGUGGUGGGAUAGGAGUCUCCUCACUGGAGGACUGAGAACAGUGCCCCAGCUGGCUGGCUAGCAGCAGAAAAGAUGGCUGCAGAGGGGAUUCUCAGGCCAGUGUCUGAAAAAAGAGCACCGUUGGUCAUGUUCAACGACGAAUAGCCAGCGUGUCACCCCGGUUGUUCCGUUGGUCGGUUCCGCUCGGAUUCGUCGGAGGGGAAAAAACAACAUGGGGUCGCAGACUCUACAGAUCCUGAGGCAGGGGGUCUGGGCUUCAGUCACAGGCGGAUGGUACUACGACCCCGAUCAAAAUACAUUCGUCAACGCUUUACAUCUCUACAUCUGGCUGUUUCUGCUAUGUUUCCCCUUCACACUGUACAUGGCCCUGCAACCUACCAUGGCGAUAGUGGGAAUCUACUGUGGUGUUAUUGCGGCCAUGUUCCUGCUGCUGAAGAUAGUGAAUUACCGCCUCCACCAUGCCCUGGAUGAGGGGGAGGUGGUGGAGCGCCAGGCCAAGGAUAGUCAGGGCGGCAGAGGUGGUACCGAGGGGGCUAACGAUGGCGGGGUCACCCGUCGGGAAGACAGCAAUGGCCCGGGGGACCCUGGAGGGGGUAUUGAGAUGGCAGACUUCAUUAGGCAAGAGACUCCACCAGUGGACUGCAGCUCCAGGAACUCCUAUAUUGGGUUGGAGUCCAACCAGCAGAUUGCAACCAGCCACGGAAGAGCAACAGUAUCCAAAGGAGAUGUGGGAAAGACUUCAGAUGACAUCAGUUUGACUCUUGUCGAGAGCUGCAGCCACGAUCAUGAUCUGCUAUCAGACGCAAAGAUGUACUGCCUUGUUCCGAAUGACUCCUUCGCGUCCUUGCAGCCGUCGACAUCCUUGUGUCCUUCCGAACUAUCCAGGGAGACCGCUGAUCUCUGUACAUCUGCUGCUUAUCACUUCGGCCUGUCACACUCCUCCUGUGACACAGAGGUGACCUCUCACGCAUCCAUGCAAUCUCAGACCUAUAGGAAGGAGCUCCGUUCCAGGGGCCUGCCUCGGACCUCUAGCUCGGCGGGUUCCGCUUUCCCUGACCCGUGUCUGCCGGACUUUGCCCUGUACCCUCCGCCCAGGAGAGGUGGCCUUGACCCUGUGUGCGAGCUGGAGACUGCCAGACCACACAGGCCAGGGAUGUGUGUCAGAGAGGGGGCCAAGCGGCUGUACCAGCAGGACCAAGCUGUGCCCUCCACCUCGGGAAUAGAGUGUUAUAGACACAAAGAACCACGCAGGGUAGCUCGCUCUGCCUCCAGGGAGGCAGGGGAGGGUAGCUCGGGACUGUACCAAGUGGACGUAGGUGGUGGUGGGAAAGGCUGCAGCGGAGGAGGAAAGUCCCAGGGAGGGGAGCGCAGUGCUGAUAGCCUGAGGAGCUUGAGUACUCGCAGCAGUGGCUCCACUGAGAGCUACUGCAGCGGCACAGACAGGGACACCAACAGCACCGUCAGCAGCUUUCACAGUGAACAGACGAGUUCCACACACGUGGAGAGUCUGCUCUCACUUUCAGGGGAUGAGCGUGUACGGGACAGAGGAGACGCCGUAUCUGCGCCCGUAGAUGGCAGGACUUCUAGCCUCGGCAGUGUUAGCUCCCGAGGUCUCAGUAACCUCCCCUCCAGGGAGGCCAAUAAAAACCCUCAUGCCAAUGAGCUGACUGCUAAACAACCUGCUGACACACCGUCCUCUGCCACCCAAGAGCUGGUAGAACCUGGCAGGUGCCAGGAAGAGCCUGGCGUCAGGACCAGUGCUGACGGCUCAACGGGGGUAGCUGUCAGCGGGCAGGAGCAGGUGGAAGAGGAUAGUCAACCAAAGUCAGCCAACAUUGUUCAGAGGACUUCCUCCCUGUCAACACAGCGCAGUGGGCGCCGGCGGACUGGCAAAAAAAGGGCAAGCAGCUUUGACGCCAGCCGCCACCGGGACUACAUGUCUUUGCGCGGCAUGGCCAAGCCUUGUAGCGCUGUGUUUACUGGUGGUGGAGAGGAGGACUCCAGCGAUCAGAGUGAACUCAGUUGUGCCUCCAGUCUUCACUCCACCCACCACCUAAGCACAGACAGCUCAUCUAGCACCACUUCCCGCUCCUGCCACUCACCAGAGGGCUGCUACAGGGCCCUGAAAGCCAAGCACACUGCAGCCAGUGCAGCCUCUUCCACAGUCAAAGCGGCUGCAGGAUCAGAGGCAGGAGUGCGCACCGAAGGAAAGCGGCGCAGCUCCCGCCGUACCCCCAGCACAGGCAGUGCCAAAACACACGCCAGAGUGUUGAGUUUGGACAGUGGUACGGCUGCCUGCCUUAAUGAUCCCAGCCGCCUAGGAGCUCCAGCUGGGCCCCGGCCCCUUACCACCUCCAAGUCAGACCUGGAAGCCAAAGAAGGGGAAGUCCUGGAUGCGGCGUCCCUGCUAGGUCGGGCCUCCCAGCUUGAGUCAGUGACGCGGUCCAGAAACAGUCUGCCCAAUCAGGCAGCUUUCACUGAGCCUCAGGAUGCCACUGCUGCUUCCCUGCGGGCCCCAGGGAGCGAGGAGACGGUCAUAUUUCGCCGUGAACGUAGCACGUUUCGUCGGCAGGCUGUGCGGCGGCGACACAACGCAGGGAGUAACCCCACCCCACCCACCUCUCUCAUUGGAUCUCCUCUCAGUCUUCAGGAGGCUCUCAGCCAGGCCUCCCAGCCUUCUACUUCCCAGGUGAAAAGUCAGCCAUCCAGAACCCCGUCCCAGGUGACCGUGCUGAGCGCAAGCGCCUCCCUGCUGGCCAGGAAUGGAAGCACACACCUGGAGGGUUCUCAGGACAAGGCCUCAACGGUUGGCGCUACCAGCUUGCAGGACGACUUCGGAAAGAUCACGCCCUCCUUGUACGAGGCUGGCGGCUGUGACAUGUCCCUGGUCAAUUUUGAACCCGCAACCAGACGAGCCUCCAAUAACAUAUGGGACACUGACUCCCACCUCUCCAGUUCUACCUCAGUUCGCUUCUACCCUCAUGACCUGAUCUCCCUCCCUCAGAUCCGUCUGAACCGUCUGCUGACGAUGGACCCAGAGCUGCUGGAGCAGCAGGACGGAGAUCUGAGCCCAGAGCUCCAGGAUGCUCCGCUGGGACACGAGGACCCCACAGCCACCGCUGCUGCCGGCAAGGCCCGGCAGUACUACCGCUUGUGGCUUCUGCCCUUCCUGUGGGUCGGCCUGCACUUUGACCGGCUCACCCUGUUGGCACUGUUUGACAGGAACCGUGAGGUUUUAGAGAACGUGCUGGCCGUAGUGCUAGCUGUCCUGGUGGCCUUCCUGGGUUCAGUGAUGCUGGUCCACGGCUUCUUCACUGACAUAUGGGUCUUUCAGUUCUGCCUCGUCAUUGCAAGUUGUCAGUAUUCCUUACUGAAGAGUGUUCAGCCAGACUCCUCUUCCCCUCGACAUGGCCAUAAUCGUAUCAUAGCAUACAGCCGGCCUGUCUACUUCUGCCUGUGCUGUGGCCUCAUUUGGCUGCUCCACUACGGCAGCCUGAGGACCACUUCAUCCCGCUUCACCCUCUAUGGAGUCGCACCCACCAGCUCCCUGGUCCUCGCCUCUGCCAGGGACCUUGUCAUCGUCUUCACCCUGUGUUUUCCCAUCAUCUUCUUUGUGGGACUUCUUCCGCAAGUCAACACAUUCGUCAUGUACAUCUUUGAGCAGCUGGACAUUCAUGUGUUCGGGGGCAAUGCCUCCACAAGCCUUCUGUCAGCGCUGUACAGCAUCCUGCGCAGCAUCAUCACCGUCGCUCUGCUUUAUGGCUUCUGCUACGGAGCUCUGAAGGAGACCUGGGAGCCUCAUCACAUCCCGGUGUUAUUUUCUGUGUUCUGCGGCCUCUUGGUGGCAGUGUCUUACCACCUGAGCCGGCAAAGCGGCGACCCGUCUGUCCUAAUCUCACUGAUACAGUCCAAGAUUGUCCCCAAUAUAAAAGACAAGAACCCAGAGGACCCUCUGUCAGAAGUACAGGACCCUCUACCUGAGAAGCUCAGGGCCUCAGUGAAUGAGCGUCUGCAGUCUGACCUGAUCGUCUGUGUGGUCAUUGCAGUCCUUUACUUCGCCAUCCAUGUCAGCACAGUCUUUAUUGCACUGCAGCCUUUCCUCAGUUAUGUCCUGUAUGCACUGUUGGGGACGGUGGGGUUGCUCACUCACUACCUGCUGCCUCAAGUUCGCAAGCAGCUGCCCUGGUACUGCUUCUCUCACCCUCUGCUCAAAACUAAGGAGUACUAUCAGUUUGAAGUCAGGGACGCCGCUCACGUGAUGUGGUUCGAAAAGCUUCACGUGUGGCUGCUGUUUGUGGAGAAGAACGUCCUUUAUCCACUCGUCAUCCUCAAUGAGCUGAGUGGCAGCGCCAGAGAGCUCGCCAGUCCAAAGAGACUCGACACGGAGGUGGGCGCCCUGAUGAUCACAGUGGCAGGCCUGAAGCUGCUGCGGUCCUCCUACAGCAGCCCCACCUACCAGUAUGUGACAAUCCUCUUCACCGUCCUCUUCUUCACCUUCGACUACCGCCAUCUGUCCGAGACGCUGCUGCUCGACCUCUUCCUCAUGUCCAUCGUUUUCAGCAAGGCUUAUAAAAACCAUUUAAACUCCAUCUUCUACGAGCACCUUACCCGCUCCCUGCAGCACAGCCUGUGUGGAGACCUCCUCCUGGGCCGAUGGGGCAACUUCAGCACUGGGGAUUGCUUCAUCCUGGCCUCCGACUACCUGAACGCUCUGGUGCAUCUUAUCGAGAUCGGCAACGGCCUGGUCACCUUUCAGCUCCGAGGGCUGGAGUUCAGAGGAACGUACUGCCAGCAGAGGGAAGUGGAGGCCAUUACUGAGGGGGUGGAGGAAGACGAGGGCUGCUGUUGCUGCGAGCCGGGCCACUUCCCUCACAUCCUGUCCUUUAAUGCUGCCUUUGGACAGCGCUGGCUGGCCUGGGAGGUGCUGGUCACCAAGUACGUGCUGGAGGGCUACAGCAUCACUGAUAACAGCGCCGCCUCCAUGCUGCAGGUGUUCGAUCUACGACGCAUCCUGACCACCUACUAUGUCAAGGGUAUCAUCUACUAUGUGAUCGCUUCCCCCAAACUGGAAGAGUGGCUGGCUAAUGAGACCAUGAAAGACGGCCUGCGGGGAUGUGGAGAGAGGAACUACGUCGACCUGGAUCCCACCUUCAAUCCCAACAUCGACGAGGACUAUGACCAUCGACUCGCAGGCAUCUCCAGGGACAGUUUCUGCGGAGUCUACCUUGGCUGGAUCCAGUACUGCAACUCCCGGAGGGCCAAGCCGCUGGACAGCGAGAAAGACUCGUCUCUGGUGCUGCUCUGCCUCGGCCUGUGUGUGCUGGGAAGGAGAGCUCUGGGAACAGCUGCCCAUCAUAUGUCCAGCAAUCUGGAGUCUUUCCUUUACGGACUUCAUGCAUUAUUUAAGGGAGAUUUCCGCAUCUCUUCAGUGCGAGACGAGUGGAUCUUCGCAGACAUGGAACUGCUCAGGAAAGUUGUGGUGCCUGGAAUCCGAAUGUCUCUCAAAUUACACCAGGACCACUUCACGUCCCCGGAUGAGUACGACGAGCCGGCGGUGCUUUUCGAGGCCAUCUCCUCCCACCAGCAGAACCUGGUCAUCGCCCACGAGGGCGACCCAGCGUGGAGGAGCGCCGUGCUGUCCAACUCCCCGUCUCUCCUCGCCCUGCGCCACGUCCUCGACGAGGGCACCAACGAGUACAAAAUCAUUAUGCUCAAUCGACGAUACCUCAGCUUCCGUGUCAUCAAGGUGAACAAAGAAUGUGUCCGAGGCCUUUGGGCAGGGCAGCAGCAGGAGUUGGUGUUCCUGAGGAACCGAAACCCGGAGCGCGGGAGCAUUCAGAACGCCAAGCAGGCUCUGCGAAACAUGAUCAAUUCUUCUUGUGACCAGCCCAUCGGAUAUCCCAUCUAUGUGUCUCCGUUGACCACCUCGUACUGCAACACACACCCCCAGCUCGGACACAUCCUGGGAGGACCUAUCAGCAUCGGGAACAUCCGAAACUUUGUUGUCAGCACCUGGCACAGAUUACGGAAAGGCUGUGGCGCUGGCUGUAACAGUGGAGGGAAUAUUGAGGAUUCAGAUGCAGGGGGGUUGUCCAGUGGCAGUGGGAAUGGGACGGGGGGUGACUCUCAGCAGAGCUCAAUGUCGCAGGGUGGGACCUCCGGACCUGCCCCGUCUCACACGUACCAGCCGCACACUCUGGGCACCAGUCAGAGCUCCCAGUCUGUUCAGUCGGGUUUGGUACGCCACUCUCCUGCUCGAGCCUCUGUUGCUAGUCAAUCAUCCUCCUACCGCUACAGCAGCAGCCGCCACUCCUCCCUGCGCACCUCCACCACCGGCCUGGAGCCCUGCCGACGCUCCUCCACCAGCCAGCUGUCUCUGCGCACGCUCCCCACCUCCCUGCAGCUCCGGCUGGGCUCCACGUCUGACCCCGCCUGCCCCUCCGCCUCCCUCUCCAGCCACAGCAUCCCUCCCUGCAAGCGGCACACGCUGGUGGGCCUCCUGGGCAACGACGGCAUGUGCAGCACCGUGACCGAUCCCCUCAGCCAGCAUCAUCACCAUCACCACCACCCGCAACAACACAACCCCACCGUCUCCACCGUGCGCAGAGACGACAUCUCCUACAGAGUGCAGGUUGCCGACGUCGGUCAGGUGCUGGAGAACAUUAACUUAUCGAAGCGGAAGGAGCUGCAGUGGCCUGACGAGACCAUGAGACUGAGGGCAGGACGGACCUGCUGGAGGGACUGGAGCCCCUUAGAGGGCAUGGAAGGACAUGUGAUUCACCGGUGGGUGCCUUGUAGCCGAGACCCAGCCAAUCGCUCCCAUAUCGACAAGACCAUCCUGCUGGUACAGGUGGAAGAUAAGCUAGUGCCCAUUUUUGAGACUGGGGUCAUUGAGUUGGGUGCCGAGGUUUGACACGUGCAAACACACACAAACACACACUUGCUCGUGUGAAGACGAAGCCAGACCUCCCUGGCUUUCAGCAGGACGCAGGAGCCUGCAGACAAACAGGAAAGGGGAGCUCUCCCCGCUCCCUCGUUCCUUAUCGCUGAGGGGAAGGAAGCCAGGGAAAAGUGCAAGCAGAUUCAUCCUUUACUGCAUCGACACACACAUCCACAGUAUCUGCCUUGCUUUGCGUCUCAGAAAUGCUGCAUGACAGUUAAACAACCCUUAAGUUAAUUUAGUUCUUGCUCCUGGUAAUUCAUUUCUAUGCAUUAAAUCAACUAUUUUGUCGGCAAUUCUGACAGAGCUGAGUGUAAAGAGCAUGUGGAGAUUAAGUGUGUUUUUCUUUGUCUUUAAGUCAUUUGCCAAAAUAAGCCUGGUAUUGAAUAUCUGCCAAGGUUUCACACUUCUUUUUUUUGUCUGCUGCCAAGAGUACAGAGAAAGUGGUGGUGCAGAACCGGUGGAAGUCCGAGACUUUAUGUUGCUGCGCUCGACACACUCCUCUGUUUCAUUGUUGUCAUUCCGUUUGGAUUAGUUUGAAAUUUGCAAGAUUACUUUGCGCAAAGGAAAAAAGAACUUGCACUAUAAUUUUUUCUUUUCCUUCUUUUAAUUUACAGCGAUGCACUACACUCUUUAGAUAAUAUCACAUUUUAUUUAUUACAGACUCUGAAUGACCAUGGUUACCGAUGCCUUGGGAAUGAAAAAAAAUGCAAUCAUCAUUCUGUUUUCAGCCGUUUUUAUUUUACUAUUUUAUGUUUGAUAAACUUGAAAAUAACUUUUUACUGUAUAUGAUUCUAUAUCUUUAUAAAUAUAUAUAUAUAUUUACGCAAAUAUAUAUAUAUAUAAUGUCAAUGUAUAAAAGAUUUUCUUUUCGAUAUUUAUUACUGUGAACAUGGUAUUUACACUUUGUUACAUCUUUUUUUUUUUUCCAUUUUGGGACAAAGGUUAAUGUAUUAAGGACCAUUGGUUGAAAACAAGAUGCCGAAUCUUUGAUGGACUGUUUCACUAUUUAAUUUUUUCUAUAUGGAGAAAUAAAAAUUUGAUUUAUUGCUGACAUCUUUAA